Oreochromis aureus is the source of this 1598-nucleotide messenger RNA. RefSeq lists its product as uncharacterized. Lineage: Eukaryota; Metazoa; Chordata; Actinopteri; Cichliformes; Cichlidae. The record is from RefSeq and is a predicted model, not a curated record. Bases 294 to 719 code for a protein of 141 amino acids. The transcript is spliced from 4 exons.
CCUUAGGGAAACAGCCUAAGUUACAGUACACAACAAAAGCCAACAUUUCACCUGCGUGCCCAACUGGAGACCUGCAACCACAACACAACAACCUGAAGCCGUUUACUGCAGGAAAUGUGCGUAAUUACGCACGGGACUGAAGGAAUUUAGCGACCAGACGGUGCGUUUAGGCUGUCCUCCGAGGGUUUCUCAUUUUACAGAGGCGAUAUAUAUGCACGACGUCAUCAGUGCAGGCACAGUCAGUCCUCACCUCUCAACUUUGAGCUCACAGUCCUCUGUGUGCACAGGGCAGGAUGGGAUGCUCCACCAGUACCCAAACUUCAGCGGUAGAUACGACUCGACCAAGCGCUAAGCCCGAGGAGAGCAACGGAGUCAGCACUACAGGAGCGGCUAAUGAAAAUGGGAACGUAGCUGAGGACAGUGAAACUAUUCCGGACCAGACACCUGCUGAGGGAAGCGAUGCCAAGCCUGCAGAUGAGCCUGCCGUGACAGCCGCGUCUGCAGACACCACAGCUGCAACUCCACCAGCAGCAGAAGAGUCUCAGGACGCAGCCGGCAGCUCGCCUGAUGACACUUCAGCAGCAGCAGGAGACAGCACCGCUGAGACAGCAGCAAGCUCCUCAGAGGCUGAAGCUCCAGCCCCAGAGCCAGAAAAGGGGGAGGCCGGGGCGACUGACUCAGAGCCCAAAACAGACGAGACACCUGCUCCCAGUGAGUGACGUGCGACAUGACCGACUGCACAGAGGAGUUUAUCUGCAUGCAUGAGUGAAAGUAUGUCCGUGUGUAUGUGUGUGAGAAAGACAUCGUCUUGUUGCCAAGAUCCAGACCCCGUGGAAACCACUUUGAGUCUGGGUGCUCAGUCACCACUGUGCCUUCUUCCUCCUCCUGGAUGUCUGCAGUCUCUCCUCUUAGACUGUGAAUAGAGUUCAACAGCACUUAGGUUUGUUUAUCUGUAACAGGUAGUAAACAGCUGAGAGAAGCUUAGAUUACUAUUUAUUAUCUGUAAUGAAAUAGCACCAUAAACUGUAUGUCCUUAACUUAUUCUUGAAACCUAAGAGUUUGUUUCUGAACUGUUCUAUAAGUCUGUGAAAAAUAAAGCCAAAGUAUAUUAGAUAUUAGAAGAUAUUAUAUUUGUUUUUGGGGGAUGAGGGGUAGCUAGCUUUGAUUUUAUUAUCAUAUUUAAAGUAGGAGAAAAUCUAAGAGGGUUUUUUCCUGAUGUGUCAUGAUUUUUAGUAUUCCCAAAAAUCUGUAAUUAGUAAUAGGCUGUUGAAAAAUUAAAAAGAUCACCUUAAAAUAAAACCCAGUACACAUAUUCUCUGUGUUUUAAUUUGAUGCAGGAUGAAAGCAAACAUGUCACACUGUGUUACAGCAUUUUUUAUUUAUUUAAUGAGUGAAAUUAUCAAACCAGAAGCCAAGAGGAGGUUCAGAUGAUGUUGGGUCUUUUCCAUCCGAGUGUCCAGUCCUACUGGAUCCCUACUCUCUGUUUAAUGAGCAGCCUCUGAGGUGUUAACAAAUUAAUGGGUUUUUUUUUCCAACUUUAAUUUUUAUUAGUUUUAGUUAGUAUUGAAAACGAUACAGUAAAGAAAAUUACAAACAAA